AUGUACAAUUUGUCGAAUGUCGACACAGGUGCAAGGCGUAUUUGGACAGUGCUGGACAAGGAGAUUGAGCUCUACGAGCACACAGAGUUCACCGGAGCAGCUGAUUCGUGGUUGCGCACUUACCUCGCCUUUACCAAGCAGUCCGGUUUGCUCAUCACUCGAGACAAUUUCGUGUACAUUCUAAGGAAUGUAUUCCUGUCCCAGCCACAGUUCGGCAAAUAUCGGCGUGAUGUAGUUUUCGACUCGAGCGGAUCAUUGUUGGAUGCCUCACGGGUACCAAUCCAGCUUCGUCAUGUCGGAUUUGCAAAUCAAAGUCGAGCGAUGCAUCUGUUCAGAAGACUGGCUGCAACCAGUCAAUUACAGACUGGUGUUUACGCGGACUUCUUUCAGGUGCGUUACUAA
Molecule: messenger RNA, 402 nt
Organism: Cooperia oncophora
Lineage: Eukaryota; Metazoa; Nematoda; Chromadorea; Rhabditida; Trichostrongylidae
Source: the annotation of a GenBank genome assembly